Messenger RNA from Triplophysa rosa, 4038 nucleotides. RefSeq names its product integrin, alpha 6b (gene itga6b). Lineage: Eukaryota; Metazoa; Chordata; Actinopteri; Cypriniformes; Nemacheilidae. The record is from RefSeq and is a predicted model, not a curated record. Gene Ontology annotation, cellular component: integrin complex; external side of plasma membrane. Bases 105 to 3119 code for a protein of 1004 amino acids. Gene Ontology annotation, molecular function: integrin binding. The transcript is spliced from 24 exons. Gene Ontology annotation, biological process: integrin-mediated signaling pathway; cell-cell adhesion; cell-matrix adhesion.
GUGAGGGGACGAAUAAGUGCGAAUCCGCACUUACAGACUUCCACAUACCCACUCGAUGAGUGCUGCUGUGUAAUUUCCAAAACUGAACUAAACCCAGCAUAGUAAUGGGAUCUUUACCCUUUACCCUGCAGCUUUUCAGUUUCAUAGGAUGGACGUUGGUCUCUGCCUUCAACCUUGACACGGAGAAUGUUAUUAGGAAAACGGGAGAUCCCAACAGCAUGUUCGGAUUCUCCCUCGCCAUGCACCGCCAACUCCUUCCAGGAGAUAAACAAAUGUUACUGGUAGGUGCCCCAAAAGCUAAGGCACUGGCCAACCAGAAGUCACAGUUUACAGGAGGCAUGUACAGUUGUGACAUAAAUUCUGUCAGCUCUUCAUGUCAACGAGUGACGUUUGACGAUGAUGAAAAUUUGAAAACUGAAAAUAAGCAGAACCAGUGGAUGGGAGUUAAUGUAAAGAGCCAAGGACCUGGAGGAAAAAUAUUGGUCUGUGCACAUCGCUACCAGCGACGCUUAUUUGUGGGUACACAUCAAGAACUGCGUGACAUCACAGGGCGUUGCUAUGUAUUAAGUCAAGACUUGAAAAUUAACGAAGGCUCAGAUGAAGAUGGAGGUGACUGGAUGUUCUGUAAUGGAAGGACCAGAGGACACGAGCGUUUUGGUGUGUGUCAGCAGGGUCUGUCUGCCACAUUCACAAAGGACUACCACUAUCUGGUGUUUGGGGCACCAGGAGCUUACAACUGGAAAGGAGUGGUACGGGUGGAGCAGAAAAAUAGCUCUCUGUGGGAAAAUGGAAUAUAUGACGAUGGCCCCUAUGAGGUUGGAGACGAGAGCCGACUUGACCCAGAGCUGGUGCCUGUUCCUGCCAGCAGCUAUUUAGGUUUCUCUUUGGACUCUGGAAAAAUGCUGACUAAAAAAGGUCAGUUGACUAUUGUAGCUGGGGCUCCAAGAGCCAAUCACAGUGGAUCAGUUGUACUACUAAGAAAGGAAGCAGAUAAGUCAUUAAUGUUGUCAGCUGAGUACAUCCUAGAGGGAGAGGGUCUUGCCUCUUCAUUUGGUUAUGACCUUACAGUACUUGACAUCAAUGCAGAUGGGUGGCAAGAUAUUGUAGUCGGUGCACCUCAGUACUUCAUUAAAGAUGAAGAUAUUGGCGGGGCUGUCUAUGUAUACAUUAAUAAGGAAGGGGCUUGGGACAAAAUAACACCUAAAAGAUAUGAUGGCGCCGCCUAUUCCAUGUUUGGUUUGGCUGUGGAAAACAUGGGCGAUGUGAAUCUCGAUGGUUAUCAUGAUGUUGCUGUUGGAGCCCCAUAUGAUGGAAAUGGAGCUGGAAAUGUGUUUAUAUUCCAUGGCUCACCUACAGGCUUAAAUAAAGCACAGGUUCUUGGAGGGAAAAGUCACAACGUAAAACUAUUUGGCUACUCUCUUGCGGGCAACAUGGAUUUGGACAGAAAUUAUUAUCCUGAUCUGGCUAUAGGAUCCCUCUCUGAUUCAGUGUUUGUGUACAGGGCAAGAUCAGUUAUCAGCAUGGAAAUGACUGUCACAACCACACCAAGAGAGUUGAACCUCACACAGAUGAACUGUGCAAACACUGUAUGUUUUGAAGUCAAGGCCUGCUUCAAAUUUUCAGUCAACCCCAAAAACUACAAUCCUACUCUGAAAAUGGCUUACACUAUCAGGGCUGAAUCUGAAAGAGAGAAACUUAAUCUUCCUUCUAGAAUUAUCUUCACCCAACGAUCACCCAAUGACCCCGAGUAUGAAAGCACAGGGACAAUAGAAAUUGAGGGCCAGGGAAAAGAAGAAUGUGUUACAAGAAGACUCAAACUGCAGGUUCAGUUUGUUAAGGAAGGUUGUGGUUCUGACCAUGAGUGUCAGAGUGACCUGCAACUAAAAUAUAAAUUCCAAAACAUGGAACAGGGCAAAGACGUCUUUAAACCAUUGCCUGAGGAAAAAGGAGUUACUCUCUUGUCGCUUAGCGAUCAGAAAGAUGUUGCCCUGGAGAUUACAGUGACUAAUCAGGGGGAAGAUGCUUAUGAGGCACAGCUGAUUAGCUCGUUCCCUAAAUCCGUUUCUUAUUCUGCUUUUCGCACUAAAUCCAAUGAUAAACAGGUCAUCUGUCUAGCCAAUCAGGAUGGGUCACAAGCCGACUGUGAGCUUGGAAAUCCUUUCAAAAGAGGCGCUGAGACAACGUUUUACAUCAUUCUGAGCAUCAGUGGAAUUUCUUUGGAUACCACAGAAAUCGAAAUUGUCCUUAAUCUCAAAACGACAAGUAGUCAGAAGCAGUUGCCAUCAGUGAAAGCCAAAGCUAUUGUUAAGGUCAAUCUUCUGUUGUCACUCUCAGGGGUAGCUAGGCCAUCUCAGGUUUACUUUACUGGAGAAGUAAAAGGAGAAAGUGCUAUGAAAGUGGCAACUGAUGUUGGCAGUUCAAUUGACUAUGAAUUUAGGGUUGCAAACUUGGGCAGACCACUUAAAUCAUUUGGCACUGCAUCUAUGAUUAUUCAAUGGCCUAAGCAUAACUUUCAAGACAAGUGGCUGCUCUACCUCAUGGAGAUAACCUCAACCGGCUUAGAGAGCAUCAGCUGUUCCCAUCAAAAUGAGGUCAACCCUCUUAAACUACAGGAACCUUCACGAGUUAAACGUUCCUUUGGGGAGGGAACUCCAGCAAAAGAGGAAACAACCUCCCCUUUUACUGACAAGAGGAAAUACACAAUUUUGUCCUGUGACGAUGGGGCAAACUGUAUAUCAUUUAAAUGUCCUCUAAUGGGAAUGGAUAGCAAUGCUGUUAUUAGCCUAAGAGCUUAUCUUUGGAACAGUACUUUCCUAGAGGAUUAUGCAAAAAUGAACUACAUUGAUAUCAUUGUCAAGGCAUCACUCGAAUUCAAGUCCUCAGCUACAAAUAUACAGUUAAAAAGUGAAGCUACACAGGUACGUGUUACUGUGUUUCCUGACCGUAAAGCAGCACAGUACAGUGGUCUACCCUGGUGGGUCAUACUGGUGGCUAUUUUACUAGGACUUCUUUUGCUGGGUCUACUGAUCUUUCUGCUCUGGAAAUGUGGUUUUUUCGGAAAAAGCAGCAAAGUCCCGGAUAAUGAACAUAAAAAAGAGAGACUGACUUCAGAUGCAUAGAGGGAGACAGAAUGAGAACCUCUGUUUUAGGGUAAAAGAGCCAGAAGCAUUAAUAAUAGGAUUUGCACUUGCUAAACCACUUUAGUCUGUUGCUUGUCAAUGACUUUUAUUGUACAAAUACUGUAAAUUAAAAAAUGCUACAAGGAAUGCAUUGCAAACAGAUCACAUACAGUGCGAGAUCUUUGUUUGGGAAAGGGGUUUAUAGAUGUUUUUCUCCAGACUUUUUCAGCUACAGGUGCAAGUGAUUUAAUUUCUGAUUUAAGAGUCUGACUGUCUUGCUCUUUAAAACUUUAAAGGGACAGUUCACCCCCCAAAAAUCAGAUCUCAUCCCCCAUUUACUGCCAUGGUAGUCAAUGGGGGAUGAGAUCUGUUUGAAUACUGACAUUCUUCCAAAUAUAUUCCUUUGGGUUUAGCAGAACAACUAAAUUUAUACAGGUUUGAAACAAUCUGAAGUUGAGUAAAUUACAGAAUUUACAUUUUUGUGUGAACUAUCCCUUUAAAACUUGCAUAUUUCUCUUGCCUGCUUGGGUUUCUCUUUGCUUUUUGCACAUAAACGUUGUACAUCCAAUUUCCAUGCUGCAUACACUCAAUAUAUCAAAAUAUUUGUUUGUCAUUCUUAUCUUGUAAAUAUUCAUUUUAAGGAUUGUUGACAUGACAUUGUAUUUUGGAUUCUCUUUCAUUCUGAACAGUGGGGAUUUUUCAAACAUUCAAAGUAUGAUGACAGCGUAUCCAUUUAUAAUUCUGUGUGAACAAAGAGAGAAUUCAGGUAUUAUAUGAUAGCAACAGAGGACAUAAUUCCUCCAGAGAAGAAACAGUGAUUGACAUUGUGGAAUGAGAGCGGAAGUUCCUCAUUGCUUAUUGCUAACCCGAUUCAAACCAAACCAAAGAUUAUUUUCCUACUGUAAAGCCUUUAAUGCAG